Messenger RNA from Archocentrus centrarchus (flier cichlid), 2209 nucleotides. It is a transcript of the gene ddx51, whose product is annotated as DEAD (Asp-Glu-Ala-Asp) box polypeptide 51. The record is from RefSeq and is a predicted model, not a curated record. The transcript has 15 exons. Gene Ontology annotation, molecular function: ATP binding; nucleic acid binding. Bases 217 to 2172 code for a protein of 651 amino acids. Lineage: Eukaryota; Metazoa; Chordata; Actinopteri; Cichliformes; Cichlidae.
UGUGGUUGCACCGGUUUAUCCUAACGGAGCGUUUAAUGUGCGAAUCCUAGUGUGAGGCUCAGGGAGGGACAUGUAAUUGGCUUAAAGUGAGUUUUAGCAAUUAUUGAUCAAGUUAACAUUGACGCGCUCGACUGAUGACAAAAAUGUGCGCCUAGCCUUAGCGACGUCAUCAAGCUGCGCGCAGUAGAGCAGCAUCGCGUGCGUCCUUCUGCGGGCAUGGCUCUGUUUCAGGUGAACAGGUAUUUUGGGGAGGAGGAAGAGGGGAGUGUCUCAAAGGAGACUUCGGCUCAGGUGUUGCUGGCUGACCUGCGGCAGAAGGCUAAAGAGAAGCAGAAACGGCGCUCAGUCGAGCAGAGAGAGCACCGUCAUGAAGAAGCGGCGGAGCAGGUGCAUCCCAAAAAGAAGAGAAAAGCUGACGGAGAGCCUCAGCACCCCAAAAAGAGGCACUCAGAAACAGUGGCUGUGUGUGCUGCUGAAGAGAACAGGGAGAAGAAAGGUGCGAAUGUGAUACAGGAGGAGGAGAUUCAGUCAGGUAGUUCACCUAUUCCAGCGAUUCCAGCCGCUCCUCUCACUGGGUUCACACUCAUGGGAGGAUUUGAGAGCAAACCUGUCAAUAAGGUGGACAGAGUUCUGCCUCAGUGGCUUGCUGAGCCUGAUGUGAUUCACAGAGACAUUAAAAACAACCUGAUCUCCAUCGCUGAUGUCCCAGGACUCUCUGCUCAGCUCCUGAAAAACCUACACAAUAAUGGAACUCACCACUUCUUUCCAGUGCAAGCAGAGGUCAUCCCAGUCAUCUUGGAAAGUGCACAGCAGGGACUGCUGAUUGGGCGGGCUGGCUAUAAGCCCAGAGACAUCUGUGUGUCUGCACCAACAGGCAGCGGAAAGACUCUUUCAUUCGUCGUACCCAUCAUACAGGUGCUGAUGGAGAGGGUGGUGUGUCAGGUCCGGGCUUUGGCUGUGUUGCCGACUAAAGAGCUUGCCCAGCAGGUUCAUAAAGUCUUCACAUCAUAUUCUGAGGGAACCAAUCUGAAAGUGGUAAUGCUGGCUGGCCAGAAGUCCUUUGCAGCAGAACAGGCUUCACUCUCAGAACACAGAGGGGGCGUGAGGCGUAGUCUGGCAGACAUUGUUGUGGCCACUCCAGGGCGGCUGAUCGACCACAUCACCAAGGACUCGGGCUUAUGUCUGCAACAUCUCCGCUUUCUCAUCAUCGAUGAGGCUGACAGGAUGAUUGACAGCAUGCAUCAGUCCUGGCUCACUCAGGUGGUGAAGGCGGUGCACGGAUCAGGAGGUGAAGCUGAGUCUGUGUCAGUCUUCAGAAGGACCGAACCAGCAUACAUGACAGCAGCCAGUCUGUCUCCACCUCAGAUGCCGCUACAGAAGCUGCUGUUCUCUGCCACACUCACUCAGAACCCGGAGAAGCUGGAGAAGCUGGGCCUUCAUCAGCCCAGACUCUUCAGCUCCAUCCACAGGCCCUCCAACAACACAGCAGCGUCCCCUGCUGACAGCCGGGGCUGCUUCAACUUCCCCCAGGGUCUGACGGAGUAUUACGUGCCCUCCACACUGAGCAAUAAGCCUCUCCUCAUCCUCCACUUCAUCCUGCGUAUGAAGCUCAGUCCCAUCCUCUGUUUUACCAACUCCAGAGAGACCGCACACAGGCUUUACCUGCUGGUGCAGCUCUUUGGUGGAAUUCAGGCUGCCGAGUUCUCCUCUAGACUCUCCCCGGGUGAGAGAAAGAAGACGCUGAAGGAAUUUGAACAAGGAAAGAUCCAACUGUUGAUCAGCACAGAUGCAGCUGCCAGAGGCAUCGACGUUAGCGGGGUCAAAUGUGUCGUUAACUACGACGCACCGCAGUACAUCAGAACAUACAUUCACAGGGUGGGACGAACAGCGAGAGCAGGAAAAGCAGGCCUGGCCUUCACCUUUCUGCUGGGAGUGCAGGAGAAGAACUUCCUGCAGAUGGUGGUGGAAGCAGGAAGCCCUGGGAUUCAGAAACACAUGGUUAAACCGGAGAACUUGAAGAGUAUGGAAGACCGAUAUGAACAAACACUGCAAAAGCUGGCUGAUGUCAUCAAGGUACCGUCUGAACCACGGUCGUUAAAUUUGAAACUGCAUAAAGAGAAAUGCUGCUUUAAUGCUGCCUGUGUGUCUCCACAGGAUGAGAAGGCCAGCUGAUGAUGGUAAUGAUAAUGAAACAGUGACUGAGCAGUGA